UGACAAUUUGAUGAAAUAGGAUAAUACAUCUGACAAUUUGAUGAAAUGAGAGAAUACAUCUGACAAUUUGAUUGCAAUGAGAGAAGACAUCUGACAAUUUGAUGAAAUGAGAGAAUACAUCUGACAAUUUGAUGAAAUGAGAGAAUACAUCUGACAAUUUGAUUGCAAUGAGAGAAGACAUCUGACAAUUUGAUUACAAUGAGAGAAUAUGUCUUAAAUUUGUGAAAAUUAAAAUUACUUCUAACUAUAUGACAAGUGAUUAAAAGCAAGCACAUAUAAAUUAGUUUUAAUAAAAAUGACCACCAGUCACAAAGCGUUAGGAUCCGCUAACCGAUGGGUCAUUUAUCAUCAAUCAGACUUUUUUGUCCAACCACGCUUACACUUGAAAAAUCAUUAUUAUGAAAUAUGCUUGCCUCAAAAAUAUCUCAACAGAACAUGCUUGGGGCAGGAGGAAGCCACUUUGAUUCAAGAAGAGAAAUGUUGCUUGCAGGACUUAUUGUUGUGUUGAGUCUUCUCAUUUCCAAUGUCAUCGCUCGACAGACCAUAACCAAUGGAGGUAAGUUGGGGUUCUUAAAAGUUAUUCCCGAGACCCUUGAGGCGGGGGGGGGGGGGGGGGGGAGGGGGGAGGGGCGGUGAUGGAAGACCCAGACAUUUUUGAAGAAUAUUUUUUUUACAAAUCUGCACACACACAUAUUUAAACAAAACUCCGGUAUCUAAAGAAAAGAAUAAUAAACAACAAUUUUUUAAAAAAUAAAUCAUUAGAGCUGAUUCUAUUUUAACCAGCUUAAAGGUUAUGUUCAGUUGUCACGUCUGCUUAAAGCGUAUGUAAAGUUGUGACCUCUGCUUAAAGGUUAUGUACAAUUGUAACGUCUGCUUAAAGGUUAAAUGUAAAGUUGUCAUGUCUGCUCAAAUGCUAUGCUCAGUUGUGACUAGUUUGUGUGGUAAAAAUCGAUCAUGAUUAAUUUAAACACCGGCUUGCUGCUGGGGCUGAAUCUGUCUGUGGGUGCGCAGAUGGCUCAUCAGGCCGAUUCUAACACGAAUUGUUCUGCUGCAGAAAGUGCAGGGGAUAGAUGGGUUAACUCCCGGUACAGAGUUAACUCUGGUUUUACUAAUUUGUCUUUUGUGUUCUGCAGCAGCUGUUCCUCCAGUCUCAUGUUGCAUUGAGCCCUUGUGUAUUGAAGAGCGCCACGAUUCUCGAUCCUUCGAGGACUGUUCCCACAUGUCCGGUUCAGUGUGAAGGGCUUUCAAAGAUGCUUUCAGUGUGUCUUCAAAGCAUUUCUUCUGUCUCCCAGCAAAGCGCAUGUCCUGCCUGAGUUCAGAAUAAAAUAUUUUAAGCAAGCGAUUGUCUGAAGUUCUCACAACACGGCUCGCAUAAUAAAGUGUGUUUCCUACUGUCCAUGUUUGACUGCUGUCUUGUAAACCUUUAUUUUGGUUUAGGUGAAGAGGCCUCCCCUUAUUCAUACAUUCUUAGAAUUUGUUUCCAAAUGUUGCGCUGGCGCUUGCAAUUCGAAGGUUCACCUCAGCAUCUAUGGUUACCUUUGUAACAGUGUGCUGCCGAGGUGAGAUUAGCUGUGCACAACUAUAAACCUUUCACCAUUGACUUGGAUGCUGGGCUCGAUAGUAAGGUUUUCGUGGAGCUUACUGGUACAGGACCUGAGUCUUCUUUGUGUUAGUGGUAAGACCAAGGUUUGUGCAGACAGCGGAGAAGUUGCAUGUUGGCCUCUGAUUCAACGUUAAGGGUACAGUAGUCGACAUACAUAAAGUCUCUGGUGAUAUCUGUCUGGACUCGGAAUUUAGCGCUCAGUCUCCAGAGGUUUAAUACUUUACCAUAGUUUGGUCUCAGAUACCGAUUCCAAUGUCUCUCUCUCUCUCUCUCUGUAAGCGACAGACAGCAUUGCGGAUAACAUGAUCCUGAAAAGUAUUGGUCUCAGGACGCAAAAUCGUUUGACGCCAUUAGACACAGGGAAUGGUUGAGAUAUCUUUCUAUUUUCACGGACCUUAGCCUGUAUACUAUCGUGGAAUUUCCGCACCAUUGAAAUGAACUUUUUGGGACAUCCAUAUUUGCCCAUGAUCUUCCAGAGGCCUUCUCUGCUGAUAGCGCCCGAGCCAUGGUUGGGUCUACAUAGGGGGAGAAGAGGUCAACAUUUUGUUCCUGACGCUUUACCUACAGCUGUCUGGCCGCGAACAUUAUUUCGAUAGUUUCACUCUCUUUUCGAAAACCGCAUUUCUGUCAGUAGACAGUUCGCAAGAUGCGAAAUGAUGGGGUUGAGGAGGAUUCUAUCGAGUAUCUUGACUCCAAUGUAGAGCAAAGAUAAGCCAAAUUAGUUGUCAUGAGAUGUACGAUUCCCUUUAAGUGUGUAUAAGCGGACAAUGGAUGCAUCCUUAAGAUCCUGUGGUAUCUUCUCUUACUGCCUCAUUAGUAGGAACCGUUGGUGAAGCCUUUCAGCCACAGCUGUGCCGCCUUCCUCAUAAAGUUCAGCUGGAGUUGAGUCAUCACCUGUAGUUUUGCCACAAGAGGCAAGGCAUCCUAUAGCUUUGGUGCGUCUCGUUUGAAUGUCAUUUACCGUGGUCACGUCUGCCAUAAGAUUAUGUAUGAUUGUCGCAUCUGCCUACUUUUGAGUUUAUUAAAAACAAUUAAUUUGCAGCGCAGAAAUCAAGUAAAUUUCAAAACAUGAUUAAUUCUAACUCUUCUGUUAACUAUGGUUUUUAAAAAAAAUGUAAAUACAUUGCAAUUUAAUCAGAGGUGACACCUGUCAGAGACGGCACUUGUAGGCCUCUGUGUAACAAAAUGCAUUUAAAUAAUCUGAUGACUACUUUUUAAUCGGGAAAGAUGGUGCCAGAAAUGUUGUGAAAUUGUGAGGGGGAUUCUCAAAGAAUUUAACGUUUUUAGUACGGUAUGUUUAUUUCGGUAAUCAUUUGAAGAUGUUUGAAAUAUUUUGGGGGUUGCUAUAAAAAGAAGUGCGAGCAGUUGCUGGUGUUCUGGACGUUGAAGAUGGCUUGACAUAUGCAUCGACUUGUAUUCUGCAGUGCCCGGCCCGCCGUGUGGCGGCCACAGAUGUGCCCCCGGCGCCCGAUGUGUCAACAACAAAUGUGUCUGCCAGAGUCCGAAACAAGGCAUAGGCAGUUUUGUUUGUGUACAACCGGGUAGGUAGAAAACAUGGCAUUAUGUCUACAUACAGAUAGUACAUAUGGUACUCUGUGUACAUACAGAUAGUCAAUCAAUAUGACAUUUUGAAUAUGGCAUUCUGUGUACAGCCAGGUACACGGUACUAUCUGUGUACAGCCAGGUACACGGUACUAUAUGUGAACUAACAUAUCAGGUAGACAGUAGCAUCUCUAUAUUCAUGUUAAUAAGAUUAAAUAUGACAUUAAAUUUGAUUGAAUUAAUUGACGACCUCUAUAGUUAAUCUAUUGACGACCUCUAUAGUGAAUCUAUUGACGACCUCUAUAGUUAAUCUAUUGACGACCUCUAUAAGUAAUCUAUUGACGACCUCUAUAGUUAAUCUAUUGACGACCUCUAUAGUUAAUCUAUUGACGACCUCUAUAAGUAAUCUAUUGACGACCUCUAUAGGUAAUCUAUUGACGACCUCUAUAAGUAAAAAUCUACUCGUAGCACUGAAUAAGAUAGUUUUUCUUGUUUUUUUUUUAAAUUUGCAAACUUAAAUACCUUUGUAAAAUUUCCACAAAUGUUUCAAUUUUCCUCAUUUUCUUUAUCUCAAAGAUGAAAUGUUUUGCGCUAUAUUCAACGAUCCAAUGGUCAGGUCUUUUGGUGCAGAACACGUGCACGUGCCGCUGGGGAUGAAGUUUUUUGCUGCACAUGUUUUAAGCAACACGUGCAAGAGGAAAAACUCUAAGGUCGUCAAGAGCGACGGCAGUUGUGAUGUCCGGGUAAGUUGGCUCAUGGGCAGUUGUGAUGUCCGGGUAAGUUGGCUCAUGGGCAGUUGUGAUAUCCGGGUAAGUUGGCUCAUGGGGAGCUGUGAUAUCCGGGUAAGUUGGCUCAUUGGGAGUUAUGAUGUCCGGGUAAGUUGGCUCAUGGGCAGUUGUGAUGUCCGGGUAAGUUGGCCCAUGGGCAGUUGUGAUGUUCGGGUAAGUUGGCUCAUGGGCAGUUGUGAUGUCCGGGUAAGUUGGCUCAUUGGCAUUGGGUUAUAGAUGUGUUUGGUCAUGGUCCACCGAGUAAGCGAGAUCAUUGGCAUGGAUUUCAGAUGUGUGUUUGGUCAUGGUCCACCAAGUAAAUGAGAUCAUUAGCAUGGGUUUCAGAUGUGUGUUUGGUCAUUGUCCACCAAGUAAGUGAGAUCAUUGGCAUGGAUUUCAGAUGUGUGUUUGGUCAUUGUCCACCAAGUAAGUGAGAUCAUUAGCAUGGGUUUCAGAUGUGUGUUUGGUCAUUGUCCACCAAGUAAGUGAGAUCAUUGGCAUGGAUUUCAGAUGUGUGUUUGGUCAUGGUCCACCAAGUAAGUGAGAUCAUUGGCAUGGAUUUCAGAUGUGUGUUUGGUCAUUGUCCACCAAGUAAGUGAGAUCAUUGGCAUGGGUUUCAGAUGUGUGUUUGGUCAUUGUCCACCAAGUAAGUGAGAUCAUUAGCAUGGGUUUCAGAUGUGUGUUUGGUCAUUGUCCACCAAGUAAGUGAGAUCAUUGGCAUGGAUUUCAGAUGUGUGUUUGGUCAUGGUCCACCAAGUAAGUGAGAUCAUUGGCAUGGAUUUCAGAUGUGUGUUUGGUCAUUGUCCACCAAGUAAGUGAGAUCAUUGGCAUGGGUUUCAGAUGUGUGUUUGGUCAUUGUCCACCAAGUAAGUGAGAUCAUUAGCAUGGGUUUCAGAUGUGUGUUUGGUCAUGGUCCACCGAGUAAGUGAGAUCAUUGGCAUGGGUUUCAGAUGUGUGUUUGGUCAUGGUCCACCGCGUAAGUGAGAUCAUUGGCAUGGGUUUCAGAUGUGUGUUUGGUCAUUGUCCACCAAGUAAGUGAGAUCAUUAGCAUGGGUUUCAGAUGUGUGUUUGGUCAUGGUCCACCGAGUAAGUGAGAUCAUUGGCAUUGGUUUCAGAUGUGUGUUUCGUCAUGGUCCACGAUGUUGAUUGGUUUUUUAAUAUUUAAAAGUUUUUUAAAAAGAAAAAAAAAACUUACAUCCAAACGUCAAUUGAAAAAAAAACCUUCAAUAUAUUUGUUUAUUUUGUAAUCUUAUUUUUACCAUAUUUUCCCAUUGUUAACACCUAUUUCGGUGGCAAAGUCAAAAUGUAACAAGCGUUUCCCCCAAACCAUUACGAGCCACUUUCGGACCAUUCCAACACAAGGUAGGAGACUCACGGAGACUGUUGAAAUAUAGCGGAAUGACAUCGUUCAUGUUCAGAGCGUGAUUCUGAUAACCUAUGCCUGGCAGUUUUAGUUUUAGCUCUAGGAGAGGACAGCGCUAGAGAUGAUUCUAGAAUCGACAACUUCAUCUCAAAGCAAAACUGAACAUGACAACACCAGCUAUAUGACACCUGAUCGUCAUUCAUAUUGAAGCAUUUCGAAUGUAUCAACAUGUUGCCAACAACACACCAUAUCGUCAUUCAUACUGAAGCAUUUCUAAUGUAUCAACAGGUCUAUGCCUGGGGGGGCAGACGUCGGGGCAAAACAUUCUUAAAGGGUAUAGAGGUGAAGAUUAUGGUGACCACUGAUACAGGAUUGUACCAUCAUGCAACGCGGAUCUAUGGUGAGGCCCGUUACGGUGCAUACAAAGUAAGUUCGCCAUGAUAAUUCUUUCAACAAAACAAACACUUUAAAAUUAAGCUUUUCCAAAAAUGUAUUAAAAAGUGUAAAAUAAUCCCCCCCCCCGCCCCCGAAAUCUCAUACUCGUUACAGUAGAAUGACUAAGAAAGCGUGGGGCGCCCAUGAAAUGCAAUGAUGUCGCAGGGCUCGACAGAUACAAUGUUAUACACAUGGAUACGUUUCGAUUGCUGCAAGUAAAUGUUAUGUAACAUAGUUGUUACGACACCGAUUAUUUAAUCGUGGAAAUACGAGUUCUCACAACUGUCUUGCGUUACUGUUGUAUGCUCCCAUCGAUGGUGAUCUUGAGAAGUGGAAUGAAAUUAGCGAUACCACUGCGUGCAUGACUUGGCGAUUUGCAAAGAAAAUUCAGUUCAUGGGCGUCCCAUGAAUUUUUAAACCACAUGACUGUAACAGCGCUGAAGUUUUGGAGAACAUUCAUUUUAUUCUUUUUUUUUUUUUAGCAAAUUUUGGGAAAAGCGUGUUUUUUAAAAAGCAUUUUUUAUAUUGGUUAAUUUUAUUCUUUUUUAGUCUUGUAAGAGGAAAAAUCAUUUUUUUUAGAUAAUUGAACAUAAUUUAAGAAGCUUUUUUUUUUUUUUUUUUUUUUUUUAGCAAAUUUUGGGAAAAGCGUGUUUUUUAAAAAGCAUUUUUUAUAUUGGUUAAUUUUAUUCUUUUUUAGUCUUGGAAGAGGAAAAAUCAUUUUUUUUAGAUAAUUGAACAUAAUUUAAGAAGCUUUAACCAUGCAUAAGGAAACGCUAUAGUGAAAACCCGAUGUUCCAACAUUUUCCGUUCCUAAGAUAUCCGCUGAGGUCAUUCAAGGGUCAGUGUAGAUCAUGAAGGGUUGUAUUGUCAUCGGGGGUGGGUAAGAUUACAAAGUGUCAGCUCAGUUUGAGAUCAGGAAGUGGGCCAAAAAUUGAUAUGCAAGACUUGACAACACACACACGAACAACACCCCCCCCACACACACACAUUAAAGUGUUUGUAUAAAUCCUUUAUAUGGAUUUAUUUAACUGCAUAUGAUUUAUCAUUUAUUUAUAAGUGCGAAGUUUCAAUUCGAUAACAUGGCGGGAAGUGGGUCAAUUAGCCUUCCGAAGAUUUUUGCCACACAGACACACGAACAAAAGCGAAGUUCAUUAUAAACGAUUUAAAAAUGGCAUGACAGAUGGCACUAGCAGUGACAGGAAUCGAUCCAGACUUCAGCCUAAUUUAGGCAUAUGACGUUUUGUCCACACACACACACACAAAAGAGUGUAUCAACUUUUUAAAAUCGUUAUCAACCUAAUUCAUUGUGUUAUGUCGUGCAAUUAUUAACAGACAUCGCCUCCGAAUGCCGCCCGCAAGAGAUGUCCCACUCCAGUGAAUUGCGUUCAAAGUCUCAGGCAUUAGAAAUAAGUUUAAAACUAUCGCCGUGUCUGAGCACUGUUUGAAACCUUUUGAGGGCGUCGAGACAUGGUGGCAGCGUCCUCCGUACGGUAUAUCAUCGUCUGAAUUUUACACGCAGUGCUAUACAGAGUUAUGGACUCCUCAGGGACCGUGACAUAUUAUAUACAGUGAAAGGGUAGGGAGGGUUAAUUUAGCAUUUUUGUUGUAUUAUGGGGUGGUGGUGGUCCAGAACAAGGGUAGAUCUAUAUUACAAUUCCUUUUAUUAUUUCAAUUAUUGUUUCUGCGAAAUUUAUGCUCUAAAAAAAAAAAAAAAAAAAAAAAAACAAUUUCUCAAAAUAAUUAGCAUAUAAUAUAAAAAGAAAAUAUAUUUCUGGCAUUUUACUUGAAACUUUCUUGUUUCGACUUCCUUUUUAAAAAAAAAAAAUUAAAGGGGGGGUGGGGGGAGUGGUUGUUAGAAAUUUUAUAUAAUAUUAAGGGUUUUUCAAUGGACAUGUUCUAUAACGGUAUUAGAUGUAACGAUGGGUAUAAAUGGCAUAUUUUUGUGUUAUGCAAUAAGUGCACGGUCACUUAUUUGGCUGUAUCCAGAUUUCCAAGGGCCCUUCUUCUGGCCUUGAACCGUUUCUCAUUGAGGACUGUCGUUUAAGGUCACGUUCUAUUUUUAGCCUUCCCUUUCAGUUCACAGAAGAAGGCAACACGUUCGCGUUUGGCAGUGGGCUGUACGGGUGGCCAGUUCAAACACAGAUACCAGAUUAUGGAUACAUCCGGACCGAAUACGACAACGUCUACAACAUAGCGAUACUCAAUGUGGAACUGUGUGGUAUCGUAGUCGCUUUAAGGUGAGGGAAUGUGCCUUGAAAAAAUAUCGUAUUCUCAUUAAGGUAAAUGACUUGGUCAUGGCGUAUAUUCACAAUAUAGCUAUCGCAAUGAUAUGCAGAGAAGCCUAAAAAUCACAAUCACCAUUCUUCACUUCACCACGUUCGACUGACAACAGCCCAAGACCAAAAAGCCUGGGCUCUUCCAUGGUAGAUGGCAAAUAGUUAUUGUUAAGAUUCAGAUUUGAAAAGAUCCUCCCAAAAGGAGCCAGAGACAAACAGAUUGUGAGAUUUAAUUGUUGGCGAAAUGAAUAGGAUCGUGGAGAGACUCUUAGGAAGUCCCGUGCUAUGAAAUUCAAAUCGUUAAAUUUCCACCAAUCAUUGGCGUCAUCAAGAUAAUUAUAUGCUGCUUUCGUUUGCCUUCGCAGCCUUUAUUUCAAUUAAAAGUUCACUUUCCGAUAACUCAUCCUAGAAAGGGGUCAUUUUUGCAAUGGACACCAGUGGCUCUUCUGAAGUUGCUAACAGUAGAUUUUUAGCAUGAACAGACUCUAUCGCAACUUCUACUUCUUUCAUGGCUGUUGAUCGGAUUCGGAGUUCAGAAUGAAAACGAUCAAUUCAAAGGCAUCGCUGUCUCAUUGUUCGUCCUGAUGGGUGAAUCCGCCAUCUCUUGACUGGGAGAAUUAAGGUUAUCGGCUUCUUCACAUGUUGUUGGAAAUGGACCUGUCUAUGCAUGUUAGCGGUCACGUGCUAUUUACAUACCACUAGACUGUGCACGUUUUUGCGAUGUCGGCCCAUGGUCAACUGGGCCACUAUUUCCUUGAGGACUUGGAAGGCAAUGGUCUUACCAUCACCCAAGAAAGUUACAGGGCCAUGGUGAUCGAAACCAUCUCAUACGGAUUUGAGACGGUUCUUUCGUGCAAGGAACCUUCCCAUGAAUGGAGAGUGGCAUAAACAGGACGGGGGGAACCAGCCAUUUCGCUCGAGAAUCUAUUGCCAUGCUGCAAGUUUUGAAUCACGUCACGUGGUACUGACUUCCCAUACCCGUCUCAAUCCCCCGAUCUUACGCCACCUGAUGCCUACUUUUGGGGAAUCUUAAAGGGGAGUGUGUUCAACUGUGAAGAUCCACCAAGAACUGUGAAGAUCCACCAAGGACUGGGAAAAUCCACCAAUACCUUUGAAGAUCAACCAAGAUCAGUGCAUUCAUUGCGCGACAAAAUAGUCUCCCUUUGCAGCUACCAUUUUUCAGUGAUACCGGGGAAUGUUUGAAAAUCUACGCUAGCGAUAUGAGCACUGUACAGCGAGGCAGUGCUAGCGAUAUGAGCACUGUACAGCGACGCGGUGCUAGCGAUAUGAGCACUGUACGGCGAGGCGGUGCUAGCGAUAUGAGCACUGUACGGCGAGGCGGUGCUAGCGAUAUGAGCACUGUUUUGCGAGGCGGUGCUAGCGAUAUGAGCACUGUACGGCGAGGCGGUGCUAGCGAUAUGAGCACUGUACGGCGAGGCGGUGCUAGCGAUAUGAGCACUGUACAGCGACGCGCUGCUAGCGAUAUGAGCACUGUACGGCGAGGCGGUGCUAGCGAUAUGAGCACUGUACGGCGAGGCGGUGCUAGCGAUAUGAGCACUUUACGGCGAGGCGGUGCUAGCGAUAUGAGCACUGUACGGCGAGGCGGUGCUAGCGAUAUGAGCACUGUACGGCGAGGCGGUGCUAGCGAUAUGAGCACUGUACAGCGACGCGGUGCUAGCGAUAUGAGCACUGUACGGCGAGGCGGUGCUAGCGAUAUGAGCACUGUACGGCGAGGCGGUGCUAGCGAUAUGAGCACUGUACGGAGAGGCGGUGCUAGCGAUAUGAGCACUGUACGGCGAGACGGUGCUAGCGAUAUGAGCGCUGUACGGCGAGGCGGUGCUAGCGAUAUGAGCACUGUAUGGCGAGGCGGUGCUAGCGAUAUGAGCACUGUAUGGCGAGGCGGUGCUAGCGAUAUGAGCACUGUAUGGCGAGGCGGUGCUAGCGAUAUGAGCACUGUACGUCGAAGCGGUGCACACUAUAAACAUUUACGUUGCCCCAUACACGCGGUAAAUCAACACACUACAAGCGUGUAUGUUAGUUUCUGUCACGAGAAAUGCGUUUGCAGAUGACAAUAAGGAAAACUAGUUACUCUUUUCUUUUCAGUACAGUAACUUUUGGCGCAUGCUGUAAUACUACAGGCGAGUCUGUAUUAUGCGGUUUAAGAAUUUAAUCUCAUGUCAGUUUUUCUGUUAUUGUUAAUUUUAUUGACGGCACUUGUACAAAUAUUUUUAAAAAAUCAUCUCAAAAUGUGUGCAUUUAAUAAUGUUUUGUAUGAAACACCCGGACCCUGUUACGCUUUUUUUCCCAGUCCGAGUGUCGUCCGGGUGUGUAAUACUCGGAAUAUCCGGGUCAUACCCGGCUCAGUCCUAGAAAUAACCAAUUUUACUUUACUCUUUACAGACCAGCAGAGCUUGAAGAAGAUCCAUUAUUGCUACCAUCUGGCAUGUUUAUUUCUGUUACGCAGCCUUGUGGUGAGUGUACUUUGUCGCAUAGAAAAAAAAAAUGUAGGAAAUUAUCUAAGAAAAAAAAAAAUUAGGGAAUUUUCUAAAACGGGGGGGGGGGAGGCAAGGGCCCCCCCCCCCCCCCGGACUGUAGCCACUCCAAUCACUGGUUCGCAAUAUUUCAAACCAUCCUAGUUUAUAUCACUAGCCUAUUCCUACCCCUGAGUGGUCUACACACGCUUUUUGAAUCCUAGUUGGUUAGCUUUUGCCGGCAUAAUUUAUGAAAAGGCUUUGCUUAAUUCUGUUAUAAUUUGUGUGACUUUCUACAACUGAACUAUAUUAGUAUUAUUAUUAUUUCUCAAACUCCAGGAAUAAAGUACCUCUCUAUUGAGCAGAGCUUGUGCUCACCUCCCCCUGGAGACGGGCCCUCGCUGGAGGACCAGGCAGCUGAGCUGUCCGCGAGGGUUGGGACACGUGUGUCAAUAAAAACUAUGGCCCUGUACAAGGUCAUAACAAGUGACGUCACUCAGAAUUUGUAAGUAGAGGAUAACAGCAUGACGAGGCUGUGACGCGGGCUUGGAAUAACUCGUUAUUUCAGUAGGGUUUAACACCAAUCUGUGCCAGUGUCCCCCAAAGAUAUACAUUCAGCCCUCAUACUCAUAACGAAAUAGUUACUUGAGGUAAUAGCCAAGGAAACCCUGUUUCUGUUCAGCGGCUUUUUCUGUGGGGUUGGGGGGGGGGGAGGGGGUGUGGAGGUGGCUGUCCACGGGCAAGGUUGACUAGAUUCACCACUGGUGCAGAAUGUCUUUGUCUUUUGUCUUUACCGUUAUUGCUGCAAACUGCUGAAAGAUUACUCGGAUGGGGCUGGUGACUCCAGGCCCAACCCUCCGCCUUUAACCUAACCCGGGACAGGCUGCUAGUCACGGGAACAAGCUGUUGGUCAACAGAACUUCAACGGGACAAGCUGUUGGUCAACAGAACUUCAACGGGACAAGCGGUUGGUCAACAUAACUUCAACGGGACAAGCUGUUGGUCAACAUAACUUCAACGGGAACAAGCUGUUGGUCAACAUAACUUCAACGGGACAAGCUGUUGGUCAACAGAACUUCAACGGGACAAGCGGUUGGUCAAAAAAAACUUCGCCGACAUCAUUCCCCAAAUAUAAUCAAUGCCCAAUCUAAGGUCCUGUUUUAGAAAAUAAUAUAAUAAUUUUGCCCUGAACUCUAAAAUGCCAACUGUUUCAGUCCUGGGGCUUCCCCCUUCCACAUCAUGAUGAGUGAGACGGCCAAAACGUGCGACUUGGAGAUACUAAUCCCAGCCCUGGAGCAAUGUGGCUUCAUAUUGCAACAUCCAAAAAUGUUCAACUGCAUCGAUACCACAACAGACAUGCAAAAGGUAAACUGCUCAAUCAUUCCAGGUAGGUACUGAAUCAUUCCAGGUAGGUACUGAAUCACGUAGGUAAGUACUCAAUCAUUCCUGGAAAGCACUGAAUUAUUCUAGAUUGAUACUGAAUCAUGCAGGUAAGUACUGGUACUGAAUCAAUCCAGGUAAGUACUCAAUUCUAGGUAGGUACUGAAUAAUUCCCAUUUAGCACUUAAUCAUUCCAAUUUAUUUUUUAAAUACUUCACUUCCGAAUCACGCCAGCCAAUGAAAAUGCACUAUGCUCAAAGAAGUACCAAUGAUAAAUUGAUAAAGUAUUGAGGCAUUCUUUUAUUCUACUACAGGAAGAUAUCUGGAAGACAUGCAGUGCUUUCAAUUUUUUUUAUUACAGUAUAAGUUUUUACCAAUAGGGCACCACUUGAGUAGCCAUUCAGCACCACUAGACUAGCAAUAGAGCACCACUAUAGCAAUAGAGCACCAUUAUAGCAAAAGAGCACCAUUAUAGCAAAAGAGCACCACUAUAUCAAUAGACCACCACUGGACUAGCAAUAGAGCACCACAAUGGCAAAAGAGCACCAUUAUAGCAAAAGAGCACCACUAUAUCAAUAGACCACCACUGGACUAGCAAUAGAGCACCACAAUGGCAAAAGAGCACUACUAUAGCAAUAGAGCACCACUAUAGCAAAAGAGCCCCACUAUAGCAAUAGAGCACCAAAUAACAAAGAGCUAUUCCUAUAAGGCCCCUCAGUGUCAUUAUUGUUAUCAAUUUAGAAUAUGUGUGCCUUUACCUCAUGUAAAAGUAUCACUGUUUAUUAAUCAGUAGAGCACUACUAUAGCAAUAGAGCACCACUAGACAAGCAAUAGAGUGCCGCUGUAGCAAUACAACGCCACUACGGGCCAUGGGAGCAGACGGCUUGAGAACCAAAGUGGCAAACAUGUCUCUAAUGUCAUGCCAUUUGUCCCCAUUUCCCAGGCUGUCUACAUGAUUGACGAAUGCUUCUUCGCUUACUGUGAAAGUAAUAGUGCGUUGUGCAAGGAGGUGCAGAUCAACAUCAGAACUUCUGGCUGUGCAGACAAGGUUCCUACACAUGAGCGGACCAUAAUGAACCACACCUGCGACUUUGACUACUGAAAGCAACAUCAACAUGUUUCAGAAGACAUUUCGUAAAAAACUGAAUGAUUUAAUUAUUACUGAAUUCAUGCUUUCCCAUCAGAAUGGUGGUAUAUAAACAGAUUGUAUUUUCAAGGUUUAAAAGUUUAUCUCUGUUACAGCACACAAUCCCCUAAAAAAAAUGCUUUUAAUCUAAAUAACUAGUUUUUUUUUAAAUAAUUUGGGUUGAACCACAUGUACUAAAAUUAUAACUACUGGGUGUACAGAAGUAGAGCAUCAAAGAAAAUUUGGAUUGUAACAUUUAACAACAGUUUGUGUUAUUUUAACAAGGCAUAUUGAUAACAGUGAUAUAAUCUCAAAGAUGAUUUAACAACUUGCCAGGCUGGCUCUGACAUUCUAUGGGAACAUCUGACAUUCUAUGUGAACAUUAUGUAUUUAGAUUUAAUUCUAAGAGAAAUUCUGAGAGCUGACCUGAUCAACAAUGACUUGCUUUUUGUUUAUUAUUUGGAAUGUUCAUCGUUCAAAUGAAAUAUUUCAAUUUACUUAUGCCACUGUUACAGUGAUAAAAAAAGUGUGUUUUUAAACUCUCACCAAAGUUGCUCUAUCUAAGAUCUCAACUGAACAUUCUAUUGAAUAUUAGCAUGUUAAAAUAAAACAUAUAGAGAAGAAGAAGAAGGAGGAGAUAAAGUCAAUUUAAUGAAUUGAGUAUUCCUUUUGCCAUUAAAGGAGAAAGAAGUCAGGUGUUUUGGAAUAUGUUUAUUUUCAAGCACAACUAUGUACACAUUACGUUGUCAAUCCAAGCUCUCUCAUUCACAGUCACUCAAAAUGCUGGUUAUGACAUGUCUGUGUCAUCCACAUGGUUUUCCUUGUAGUAUUUUGUAGAGGACUGAAAACAUAAUGAAGUAAACCUGGAUAUUUUCAUCAGUUACUUUGAGGGAAUAUUUCAAAGAAGGUUCUAAAGGACAUCAAACAUUUUGGAAAUAAUUUUUUUUUAGCUUGAACGUUCUAAGACACAUAGCAUUAUUAAUUAGUGUCUUAACUGACAUGAACUUAUUUCAUGUUAGUGUUUGCUCCAGCUAUUUUCAGCUGCUGGUUUUCAAAAACAUGCCAACAUGUCAUUCACAAUUCAACAGAUAUUUUUAUUGGUCAUUGGCUAUUCAUUUUAAAUUUAUUGAGGAUUUAAAUAUGAGUCACAUGACUUCUCAAGAGCAUUAGACUUGACCAGUGUCAUGAAUGAAAUAGCUCCAUCAUGGCAACAAACCUAUUUUGCAACCAAUCUACAAGUACAAAUACAUGAUCAACCAUUGUGACAGUGACAUUACUUAUAAUAAACUUACUUCAAAUGUUGUGAGCAUAUGGCUGCACAUCUGUUUCAGAUCCUUGAAGGCCUGUUUUAAAACAUCAACUGCUGGUCGACCUGGAUAGGAUGUUUAAAAAAAAAUUGAAUUAAAGCAAAGUUAAAUUUCCAAUCAUUGUCAUCCUUAAAAAUGAAUGUCCUACUCUAAAUGGAAACAUUCAAAAACUAUAUUAUAUAAGAAUACUUAAGGAAAUUUGAUGAGUAAUUUUCACAUUUGUAAUAAAACAAAUAUGUCUGGGAUUUAAAAUUAAAUAAUAAACAAAUAAUGGAGUGAAUUUGUGACAUUUCCAUUUAUACUUAGUUACAGUUAUUCAUAAGUAAUUUUGGGGAUAAAGUCAAAAUUAUUAGCUGCAAAAAAAAAAAAAAAAAAAACUUUUGCCAGUUAUGCAAACUUAAAAGCAAAAUAGAAUCAGACAAAUUGUACGGGCAGCUUAAAAGUAGUAAAUAGAACGUCUUUGCCGUGAGGAGAAACUCUGCUUACCUGAUGUCUGAAUACGGAGGUUUAUUUUGCUUUCAGAUGGAUGUGUUAUACUGUAACCUACAAAUAUUACCUCUGGGCUGAAAAUAUAUUAUGUUGGAAUUAUGUCUCAACCACAUUCGAGCAAUUUUUUUUAGCUUUUGGAAAUUAUUCUUUCAUUCCCAAAAACUUAUGACAUCUUCUCCCUAGUAAUCCCUAUACAUUUUACGCUCUAUAUAUGUCUUUUUUAAUUUACAGGGUAAAACUGAGAGUUAAGAAAAGAUUAUCCUUUAAUAUACUCUUUAGUUUCUACUUUCGAAAUGUCUAGAAAUUGAAUUUUUUUACAUUUAUUAGCAGUAUUAUUUUAUAACAAAAAUACAUAAUGAUACUGCUAUUACAAAAAUAACUCUUUCAUUAUCUUUUCACAAGGAAAUAUUUUUACUAGAAGUAUAAAAUGGGCCUACUUUUUAUUUAAAAUAUAUUUUAAUGCAUUUCCUAAAGUGUGGUCUUCAUCAUGAAGUAUAAAAGUCUGCACAGUUUCAUCUCCAUCAUUUCUUGUAUCCAGCUAAAUGAAAUAUGGCAUGAAGUGAAAAAUUAAUUUAAAAAAAAUUAGAAUUCUAACUGCAGGCUGAUAUAGACAUGAUACAAAAAAACUAAAUGAUGAACAAACAUAACAAACAUUGGAACCCAGCUGAAAGGCAAGUUUGACUAUAAUGCAAACGUGGCAUGGCUCCUAAAAUUUCAUACCUACCUACUUGAACAUAAUUUUUUUUUUUUUCAAAGUACCAUAGAGGUGGAGGAAAAAAAAAGUAUAAAAUAUAUACAUAUAUUCUCCUGCAACAUAAUCCCAAAUCCACUCUAACUAAUUAAACUUCAACACCCCAAUCAACUAUAAAUGACAAGAGAUUUAAAAAUGUGUUUUUAAAAUAAUGAAAUGCCCUAAUCCUAUCUUCCUUUAUUUUAAAAAUCUUAAGGCUAUUUGCAAGGAAUAUGGUAAAUCCAGCAUUUAAGACGUUAACGUUACUGACGGUAAGUUACAGUUACAUUAAUCAUUAAUGUCGCUGUGACAUAAUUAAUGUGAUAAUUGGUGUCCAUAAAUCUAGAGGUUUCACUGCACUUAUUUAUAGGAUAGCCUCCUAUUAUUUUGUAAGUCAUAAGCCUUGCAAAAAUUUAAAGAUUAAUGUGAAAAGAUAAGAUCACUCAAUACUCAAAAGAACAGUAUGUCAUGUCAGUUAUUUGUCAAUACAAUUAUCUAUAAAUAAAAGUAAAAUUACAUUAUUAAGCCUAAAAAGUAAGAAGUUUUGAUGUAUUUAUGCAAUAGGAUCAUUGAAAAUAUAAAUGAAAUUACCAUUUCCAGUGCAGGUUUUUUCAUUGUUUCUUGAGUUGCCAUAAUUCAACCUGAAAAAAAAAAAAACAUGUCAACCACUCAUCAGAAACUUAUCAAUCAAUUUAAAUAAAAAUAAUUGUAAUUUAAAAUUAUAAAAUAAAUGUUAGUUAGUUAUUAGGCCCAGUACCGGAUUUAGAUAUAGGCUGCUGCUAGAGCCGCAAUUUCCAUAGAGACAAAUAUAUGGGGAAAAAUAAUGGAGAAAAUAUGGAAAAAGUAUGAAAGAAAAAUUAAGAUAACAAAGAGCUAUUUCUAUAAGGCCCCUCACUGUCAUUAUUGUUAUCAAUUUAGAAUAUGCGUACCUUUACCUCAUGUAAAAGUAUCACUGUUUAUUAAUUAUAUAUUAAUGUUAAUUUUGUAGAAAGUACAUGAAAAUAAUAUAACUGUGACCCAAUAACUAGUAUUUAGUUAAUAACAUAAAAAUAUAUAAGUGUUUUACUCUCAUUCAUGUACAGAAGACCGUUGAUUUUCAAACUAAUUGAGGGUAGGUGGGGGAGGGUUUGUGUUCUGAUAACAGACCACUAUCAUGGAAAGGUUGUGUUAAAAGAAAAAUUUAGAGUCAUGAUUAAAUCUAUAAAUAUCUUAUAGCAAUUCAAAUUCAGUGUUUAAAUGGGCCAUCCAUUUAUUACGUAUGAGGCGGGAGGCAGAAUGAGUACAUACAGUGGCGUAGCAAAGGUAAUGUCCCCCAUGGGGUGGUCCAAGAUGUUUGCCGCCCGCAUCCAAGAAAAAACUCUACAGUUGGCAGAAAAUACUGCCCCUCCAUAUGAAGAUUUUUUAUCUAUAUAAGGAGGGGCGGUAUUUUUGAUCAAUGGAAGAGUUUUUUUGAGUGGAAAGAGUGGUAAACAUCUUGGAUCACCCCACUCAUCACCUAGACUGAACAUUCUGCAUUGAUUAACCUGAAAUUCUGACAGAUCAUAAAAAGCAUAUAACCUCUAAUAAAGUCAACUGUCAUCUAAAAAUCUGAAACAAUAUUAAUUUGCCUUGUGAUUUACUGUAGUCUACCAUAAGCCUUUCAAUUUCUGUUUGUUUUACUGAUGAAAGUAUUAGCGUAGACCAAACAUCUUAAAUGUGUAAUUUUUCUUAAAAUAAAGCUUACCUAGACUGUUUUAUGUGCAAAUGAUAUUUGAGUCUUAUUAACAGACCCGUUUACCCUCGAACUCCUAAAAUCGUACAAUAAUGUCUUAACAGAAAAUCAAUAAACAAACAGUAUAUAUAAUGUAUACAAUAACUAUUCGCAUCGCAUGUCUAGUGGAAUCGAGUUAAGCUGAUGUCAAAAAAGGUAACUGAAGGUAAAAGUAGAUGACUGACGAUUAUAUUGCAAUAUGUGGUCACUUUUUUUGCAGACAUGUGUCUGCUAUAGAUAUCAAUUAAUAUUCAGGUGAAAGUACAGAUCACAUGAUCACAGUCUCUCACCAGUAAAAAUAAAGACACUGUUGAAACUCAAAAUCAGAUCAGCAUAAAAUAAAAUCUAUUAGAAUAUGAAUUAACACAUUCAACCAUCAUUAAAAAAAAAUGUACCAAGUGACUUGAGAUUUAUUUUUUAGGAAAACUUGUUUUCAAAAAAAUAACAAGAAUCAAUAUCCAUUAUGCCCAUUUCCUGUUAACAUAAUACAGUCUGAUAACUACCACAAGCUUUAAAUUGGUGAAAGGAAGAGUGGUAUUAAAAAUUGUACAGCCCCCUCAAAUGCUAUUUAAUAUGUUGAAAUCUAAUAUUGCUGCACUGAACAAUUGAGAGUGCAUUCUCUAGUUUUUUCCCUUUCUGCACUUGCCGUGGUCCAAUCAUAAGAAAUAAUUAUGUCACAUACAGCACCGAAGCAAAAAAAUAUGAGGAGGGGCCAUCUUUAUGGUACGUAUGCAAAAAAUGUCAAAUUUUUUACCUCCUCCCCCUGUUGCACACAUAAUUUUUUGGUGACCCCCAUUCGAACGUACAAUGAGCUUUCAAAACACACAGCCCCCCUUCCCAAAAUAAGACAACCAACAAAAUGCAAUGAUUUUUCUAUAACUAUGAUUAACAGUAAACAAAAUGUGACACAGGUUUUCACUGCUGGCUAUUCUGCGAGCCCAGUGGUUCCCAGAAUAUAUGCCGCAUCACCCUGGGUGCUCACUGCCCUCUGAAAGGGCCAUGAGAAUGGGGUGAAGAGCUACAAUUCACCUGUUGGCCUUUAAGUAAUAGGCCUACACAACAAAGUCCUACACCCUACCUGCCAGUGCCUUUUUUAUUAUCGCAAUUCUCUCUCCCUCUCAGCAUUGCUUCCUUCUAGAAUGCAUCAUUGCUUAACCCCCAUCCCCACUUUGUUUUGGUAAUAUACCCAAGUAUUUUUUUCUAUUAAUUGUUUGCGAGAUACCCAGUAAAUGCGGCUGUACUGUUUGCGAUCACGUGACAAGGCUGACGAACAAAUAUCUCGCGCCACUUUGUUAUAGCGGUCAUGUGACUUGGUCGCCGGACGAAUAUCUCGAUAAAGAAUUCGUCCGGUCGCCGGACGUGUAAACACUGUCUUAAACAAUAGUCCUAGACAGACUUACACCAUACCUGUGACCGUGGCUUUUUAUUGAUUAAUAUAAUAGUCGCCUCCCCCAAAGAAAAAAAUUAACCUAUUUAGCAAGUUCAAUCAUCAAGAAUGAAGCUCUCUGCGUGACAGCCUUUUUUGUCACUCAGUUCAGUACAAGUACAAAUAACGGUAAAUGGUGAUCGUGGAUGCCAUGAUUGGCCACCAUCUUGGUUGAGAAACCAGUUGAUUCUGUCACUAAAUCUAAGUAAAUGUAUCCCGAAACCUAACCUGAACCAUAAAUGUAUCCUUAAACCUUAACUGAACCCUAAUUCACGGCAACACCUAAAAGAUGUGGUGGCAUCCACAACUAUCAUUAGCCUACUAAAAAUAUAAAACAUGUGGAUUUAGGGUAGGGGAAAGUAAGCAUUUUUUAUUCUUGCCUAUAUAUAGCUUAAACUUUACCCUGCUUGCUAAUGUUGGCAGUGAAUAUGAGUAGGCCUCUGAACUGUUAAAUUUGACUUCCACUUGGUUUUGUAAAUUUAGUAAAUCAUUAUUUUAUUUUAUUAAUCAUUACAAAAAUUAAAAUAUAAACAAAGAAAGUACAAUAAAAUACAAUGACUCAAUGAUCAAUGUUAGUCGAUAGUCUAACUGCAAAACAACUUCCUAAAUUAUGUCCUGUUACAUGGGCAGGAGGCUAUUUCAUUAUCAAGGUAUAACUCACCAAGUAUGGUAUUCGGAAAAACCUAUAUUGCGUGCUUUAUUUAUAUUAAAUAAUAUAAACGUUUAGAGUCUAAUAAAUCCAACAAACUAUAAAUUUUAGUUGUCUUACACAAAUAAAGGAGAG
This is a messenger RNA of Lymnaea stagnalis (great pond snail), 19449 nucleotides long. Lineage: Eukaryota; Metazoa; Mollusca; Gastropoda; Lymnaeidae. The record is from the annotation of a GenBank genome assembly.